Messenger RNA from Sclerotinia trifoliorum, 1522 nucleotides. The record is from the annotation of a GenBank genome assembly. Lineage: Eukaryota; Fungi; Ascomycota; Leotiomycetes; Helotiales; Sclerotiniaceae.
AAUACAUAGAGUUACCUCCACCAUGAAUAAUCAUUGAUCAACAGCGUUACGCAUCAUCGAUUCAGUCGCAUACUCACUCACUCACUCACUCACCCACUCAAAAUGAAGAGAAUAAAAACACUAAAUGAUAUCUUGACUGCACAGCUAUUCAGUGUGAUAGCCACGGCAGUUGGUCUGCCCUUUAAUAUGUAAGCCUCAUCGUCCGCAGUCAUCAUGCACGCCCUCGAGCCCUUGAUGCUCCCCCGCCCUUCUCAUUCCAUGUGCCCUCGAUCCCAACACUAUCUUGGUUCCAUUUAUUUUCUACUUUAAUCCUUCCUAAUAUGCACACUGUUUGACUCAUUCCCUGAAUGAAUUCAAUCAUUUUUAUUUACCAAAACUAGAUACAAAAUUUGCCCUCACAAUGACCCUACUGCCGAUCCAGCAAACAGCCUUGUCACGCACUUUCCCCCAGGCGGCUCAAAUGUGUAAAUGCAAGAUGUAGAUCUAUCCGACCACACAUUUUCAAUGCUCCAGCGAGAUGACCGCAUUUUUUAGUUCAAACCAUAUUCAUUAUCUUUUCAACACUCAGAGUCAACAAGAUCUGGACCCAUAUUACGGUUUCGCCUCUGUCUCACCGGUCACCAAUGAUGUCUCUAGUUUUAAUAAAGGAGCAUAACUCAAAUCCAAUGCACGCACUCACACCACAACCCCCCACCCCCCAACAAAAUGCUCCUCUCGCGCUUCCAAUCGAAUCACAAAGAAAGAAUCGAGAGCUAGGAAGGAGCAACUUUUCAAAGCAUUUGCCCCGCUCGGCCAAGCAAAGAAGGCUCUGUAUCCUUACUCUAUGUUGUCUACAUCUUUCAGAAAACAGUUAGAAUAUCAUUUUCUCAAGCUGGAAAUGAUUGUCCAGGAGGCAAUUUGUUCUGACCAUACAUCAGAUUCUUCCUCAAUCUCAGAACUAGCAAAUUCAGACAUUAACUCAACAUAUAGUUCAUUCUCUGACACGCCAUUGUCAGACCUAGAAGUUGUGCAUUGGAGGAACCAAACUUUGAUGUUGAAAGUCAGGCUCAUCGAGGUGGACCAUAUGAUUAUCUAGAAGACGACAUCGACAUGAACACGGGAACACCUGGACUGGAGCUUGCUUUAGAGCCCGUGUUUCAAUGUAGAUUCGAAGCCAGAGACAAAAUAUGUCCUUAUUCAACAAAUAGAGAAGCUGAUUGGGUCCGACACGAGGAAUAUGAGAAACAUUGGCCACAGAACGUUACAUUUGCAUACACUGUGCCGAGCCACAAUAUAACGAAUCUCAGAACCCUUAAUGCAUUUAUUUGCCUCUCGUAAUUUCCAACACGGAGAGAAGUCCUCAGUCAUUGCUUGAAUUGCGUGGAAGCAAGAAAAAGGGGUGAAACCUUCGCUGGAGCCAGAACAGAUCAUCUCCGAAAACAUCUAACACAGGUCUAUCAGCUUGCUGGAAUUGACAAAACAUCUACAAGCUGGAAUUACCAAGUUAUAACUAAAUAGCCAAGGUAUUGUGGGUUCUGUACGU